UGGAAGUUAACUAGUAUACAAGGAGUGCCGUAGCCUCUAGUAAUAUUAUUCUUUCUUUUGUUCUCGACAAGUGGUACAAUUGCAAUGAACUUGCAAGAAGAAAACAAAAAAGACUAGUAACUUGCUAUAUUUGUCGAUUGGAUUAGCAUUCUUACUUUGAGCAAAAAGUAGUUGGCUUCUCUAAAAGUAUUUCCUUUUUUUAGAAACUUAAAGAAAUACAAAAACAACAUAGCCGGAGAAUCUUUAGAGACCUUGAAUUAAUUAAAAAUUUAGAAAUAAACUAAUUAACUGUCUAUAUAAAGAUACAUACUUACUUUGGUUGUCAUUCUCUUCUUUAGUUCACUACGAACAUUUUGCUACCCUAAACAUAUCUCAGGUGAAAUUAACGAACAUGCAAUCAAGUGACUCUAGGGACAUGAACCAAGCGUCAGUAGAGCAUAUGAAAAGCGACGCUAAAUUGAUGGUGGUCAUUAAGGCUGUUGAUAUGGAAGAAGAAAUGCAGCAAGAUGCGGUACAUACAGCUGUGCAAGCUAUGGAGAAAUUUACAGUUGAAAAGGACAUUGCUGCUUUUGUGAAAAGAGAAUUUGACAAGAAAUACUCGCCAACUUGGCAUUGUAUCGUUGGCAGAAAUUUUGGCUCCUACGUGACACAUGAGUCUCAUAGAUUUGUUUAUUUCUACUUGGGAACAAUUGCUUUUCUAUUAUUCAAGUCUGGUUGACGAGAAAAAAAAAGUUUCAUCAUGCAUCGGCAUUGUGGGUCCGUAUUUAUUUAAUUUGGAUAAUUAGAAUUAUUUUCUAAUUAAUUUGGAAGUCUCUAAAACAGAAAGCUUUUAGCUAGCUUGCAUAUCUAACUUAAUUAUUUUCCUAAAAAUAACUUGUGUUACAACAAUUACGCAGCCUUCUGUAUAAAAUUAGAAGCCAUUUAUGGCUUUAAAGUGUUUAACUUAUGGAUUAGGUGGACAAGAUAUAUGCUUGGCACAAUACUUGUGUCGUUUUAUUCUGGUCAAUUAUGAAUUUUCAUGAAUCAGCAGCAGCUUUUCAACGUCUUGAGGAUAAAAUAGUAUAAGUUACGGAUCUUCGAGUGACUUGAUGGAUUGGUAUAUUGCAGGAAUAGAAACUUUGUGAGGCAAUACUCAAAACACUGACAGCUUGUCCUUGUAACUCAUUUAUCAGUGAAUUUUAUGUGUCUUAAGAAAGAAUAUACAUAAUUUUCUACUAAUUUCCGUUUGUUUGCGAAACUCUCAGUUAAUUGUAAUUCAUCUUUAGAGAAAUAAAGCUUUACCGUCGAAGAACGAGCCAUUACAGGCGAACCACACUAGAAUCUCAUGAGGAUACUGAAAUUGAAAUUACUUUUCUAUUCUGUCAGUUGUUAAGCUCGAUUCAACUCGCUGUACUUUUUUGUAGCAUUCUCAUCACGCACUGCAACCGUGUUUGCUUUUAAAAAU
Molecule: messenger RNA, 1444 nt
Organism: Schizosaccharomyces octosporus yFS286
Lineage: Eukaryota; Fungi; Ascomycota; Schizosaccharomycetes; Schizosaccharomycetales; Schizosaccharomycetaceae
Product: dynein light chain Dlc2
Exons: 5
Coding region: 392-718 (108 amino acids)
Biological process (GO): cilium assembly; microtubule-based process
Cellular component (GO): cytoplasmic dynein complex
Molecular function (GO): dynein intermediate chain binding; dynein light intermediate chain binding
Source: RefSeq, a predicted model, not a curated record